AUGACAGAAGCAAAUGCUGUUAGCCCUGGACCUGGUGCUCGUGUUCAAGUGAGUGUUCGUAUUUGUCCUCCUCGAGAAAGUGAAAAGGUGGUUUUACGGAGUGUUCCUGAUGACAAAAAAGCUGUUAUGGUUGACCAUGGGGGGAGUAAGACUGUGGAUGUAUUUAAAUUUGAUCGUGUAUUUACCGGACCUCAGGAUGAGUUGUACGAUGAGAUUGGAAGACCGAUGUUGAAGGAAGCUUUUGGCGGAUUUAACGUCUGUUUAUUUGCGUAUGGUCAAACAGGAAGUGGGAAGACGCACAGUCUUUUUGGGGACUUGAACAGCAAAGAGAAUUGUGGUAUAGCUCCACGUUUUGUACAAGAGAUGAUUGAAGAGGCACAGCGACGUGUAGAAACCGAUAGUGGGGCAACAAUUAAGUUCUUCGUAACUAUGGUCGAAGUGUACAUGGAAAAGGUACGUGAUCUCUUAGCACCGCGAGUGCGGGGACAGGAGCCAGAGUCCCUUGAGAUUCAUGAGGAUAACCAACGUCGCGUUUAUGUUAAGGGAGCUGGUGUCCACCCUGUACUAACUUUAGAACGCAUGCUUGAACUACUAAAAAUAGGUAAUGCAAACCGUCAGACAGGGGAAACAAAGAUGAACGAGACUAGUUCGCGAUCACAUGCCGUUAUUCAAAUUACCAUUUCGCAGAAGUACGAGUCUUUGGAGAUGAGAGAUGUGGAAAGUGUGGUUUUGUUAGUUGACCUUGCUGGUAGUGAGCGUCAGAGCAAGACUGAAUCCACAGGAAUUGCAUUUGAAGAGGCCAAAAAGAUCAAUCAAUCUUUGCUAAUGCUUGGUCGGGCACUAAAUUCAUUCAGUGAUAGGAAAGGAGGUGAUGCCUUUAUAUCGUUACGUGCCUCGAAGUUAACACGAAUACUUUCAGAGAGUUUUGGUGGUAACAGUAAGACUUGGAUGCUUGCCACUGUAUCUCCUACAGCAUAUAAUUUGACGGAAACUAUCUCCACAUUGGAAUACGCUCAAAAUGCUAUGGCUAUCACCAAUAAGGCUAAGGUGAACGAUACAAAGAAGAAUGUUGAGCUAAAGCAACUCAAGGAGCUUGUAGCCUUGUUGGAAGCUAAACUGGAAACAGUAGCACUAGAGAAGCAGGAAAAACAAGAGGAAUUGAGUAAACUUACAUGGGAACGUGAUACACUCCGGCAGACAGUUGCUACGACUGAAACUAAUAAUACCACGAAAAGUAAAAUGGAGGAUGCAUUAAAUAGUAUAAGACUUAGUAAUAUUGCAUUGCGUAGGAGAGUAGAAGCUGCCUCUGAUGGUCUAGUCUCUUCACUGGACAACAAGUCUUCUUAUAAGUUUUUUAAAGGGAAAUGUGGUAUAUCGUUGGAAAGUGUUUUUCUGGGUAGACGUAGUUCUUUUUCUAUUGGAUUACUUACAGAUAGCGGAGUGCUGACUGAAGCUACACUUCACAUUCAAUUGUUUCCAUGUGGGUCACAUACUGGGUUACGAAGUGAUCCUAUGCAUUUGGUUGGUGAAAAUCUGCGUUUCUGUUUACAUGUUGUGGGGGCUACGGGUAUACCGAAGGCCUUCGGGGCUCAUUCAUUCUGUAAAUAUACACUUCUUUGUGACCGAGAAGGACGCUACUUCACUACUCCUACAGUAGCAAAUUCUUCAAAUCCUAAUUGGAGUUUUGCAAAGCUUUUUGAGUUUCCUAAGCUAACACCAGAGGUUAUAAAAUUCUUUUUUGAAAAACCCUCGUUUACCUUUGAGGUGUUCGGUUUCAGCGCAUGA
Trypanosoma theileri is the source of this 1785-nucleotide messenger RNA. RefSeq names its product kinesin. Bases 1 to 1785 code for a protein of 594 amino acids. Gene Ontology annotation, molecular function: microtubule motor activity; ATP binding; microtubule binding. NCBI's taxonomy places the organism in Eukaryota, Euglenozoa, Kinetoplastea, Trypanosomatida, Trypanosomatidae. The record is from RefSeq and is a predicted model, not a curated record. Gene Ontology annotation, biological process: mitotic spindle organization; microtubule-based movement. The transcript has a single exon.